Messenger RNA from Acipenser ruthenus (sterlet), 2221 nucleotides. Its product is annotated as Fanconi anemia group C protein-like. The coding region runs from base 455 to 2128 and encodes 557 amino acids. Gene Ontology annotation, biological process: nucleotide-excision repair; interstrand cross-link repair; cellular response to oxidative stress. The record is from RefSeq and is a predicted model, not a curated record. The transcript is spliced from 15 exons. Gene Ontology annotation, cellular component: Fanconi anaemia nuclear complex. NCBI's taxonomy places the organism in Eukaryota, Metazoa, Chordata, Actinopteri, Acipenseriformes, Acipenseridae.
UUGGUCUAUUGACCAAAAAUAUUGAAAUAGCAAUUUGUCAGUAUAUGCUUUUAGUUAUUGUCUUUUUCAAUAAUGAUAUGAACAAGUGGUUAACGUAUACUUAUGAACAUAUUUACGAAGGAUUAUGAGCCAAUUUUUUUUUAUUAUUAUUAUGAAUGAAUUCUAAAUUAAUGUUAUAUUCUGCACAUGAAGAGAUUUCUAACAUACUUUGUUUUAAUGUGCAGCAGUUCCUGAGAUCCCCUUUUGGCAUAAAAACUACAUUUGUGGGUUGACUCGCAUUCAUUUUCGUAAAUAAGGACCAAGUUGACCAACAAAACUCCCAUUUGAGAAUACCAGACUUCUUAUUAACCAUGUUGUGGCAAAGUGAUUUCCUGGCUAUUAGCUGGAGAGGCCCUGUUCUUGAAGUACCCAUUCAGAUCUGACUGGAAGUCUUUGUGUGUGUGUGGCUUGUGGUAUGGCCCAGCAGAGUACCAUUCCUGCUUUCUGCUUGGAGUAUUGGCAGAAUAAAGCUGUUGAGUGGGGACAGGCCACCACUUUGGCAUCCCAACAAGAUGUCUGCCUACACCUGCAACAAUUAAAGGACUUCCUACAGGAGAUUUUCCAAAAGUUGCAGCAUAUGAACACCACUGCGGCCAUAAAGACAUUUCCUCUUGUUGGUCAGUUGCUUGGAAGACUCUGUUGGAACCCAUGUGUUGUAGCGGAUGAAGAGAGCCAAAGGACUCUGCUGCAGUGUUUAUGGUGUCUAUACAGUGCUGAACCACAGAAUGCCAUCGAAUUAAAAGCCAAUGACUGGAUACAGAGCUUGAUACAUCAUCUUAUUUCGGACUCUGAGACAGAGAACAAUUCCUUCAUUCAGAUUCUGGGAUAUACAUCGGAGGAAUAUCAUUCAAAUCUAGUGAAAUGUAUGGUUUCAUCAUUAGUGACAGAGCUAAGAGAAAGCUGCUGUAAUGGAAUUCACAUGCCUAAGAGGUUUACACCUGAUAGACUGCACAGUCUGUCAGUUUUCUGUAUACCUCUUGUCACUUGUUCGGAAGCUGCUCCAUUAAUCGAAGCCCUGCUUACGUGCUGUGAAUCUGGUUCAGGAGAGACACUCAGUGCAGACUUCUUAAAAGCUGUUGGCACAGCACUGCUGCAGAAGAAGAUUGGGCUGCAGGAAACAGUAAUCAUUGGCCUCUGGUUGCGCUACCUUCCCAGUCUUGAAAAUGUCACACUACAUCUAAUUGAAACAGUUGUUUCAACUCCACACUUUUCUCCACAAGAAAUGGAAAGCUUAAUCAACGAUUCAUUGCUGCCCAAAGCUUCAGCCCGCCACCCUCACAUUUUUAUGAUAGUAGACACUAUUUUUAGGAACAUACUGCUGGAGUCUGAUGGAAAUCUUUUAGUACAGACACUCAUGCAGAUGUUUACUCGGAGCUUCAUUCAGGCACUGCUUUUUGGGGAAGCACAGGAUAAACCUCCCUUGAAGGCUUUCUUUCCUCACAAUCCACAACCUCUAUUGAUGGCACUUCUAAAGCAUCCCUCUGAUGUGCCCUCACAGGUGUGGCCUCAACAUUUACUGUGUAUUGUUGAGACAUUAAAAGUGGCAGUAGAGGACAAAGAUAAUGGAGGAUCUCAACGAGGCCUCUUUGAGAACUGGUUCUUGCUUGUCCAUUGUGGAGACUGGGUGGAUAUUGCUGCACAGCAGCUAAUUGCAUCAAAAGCAGAAACCUCAGAGGCCCUACUCUGGCUUUUGGCGUUUUACCAUCAUCCAAACAACGAAAACCAGCAGAGGACCAAAUUACUGGCAGUUGUAAGAAAAGUCUGUGAUCAUCUGAAGGUGCUCUUCAGCAGUACAACGCUCUCUCUCUCACAUCUUCAGACGUCUUUAGACCUUGCUGAAGCAAACUCAGAAGAAAGUGGCUCAAAAUAUCUGUUUAAUCAGCUCUUUCUGAACUUCUUGCUCUUCUCUGCUGGUGGACAAGUAAUUGCAAAAGACGCUGUCCAUCUGAUGACACAUGGAAAUGUACUAAAUGGAAUUUCUGCUAUGCUUGCUGGGGCUGAACACAGACUAAACAGUUAUGGACUAAUGGACUACAAAGCUCACAGAACUCUGAAGCUACUUCAGGAACAUCUUAAACGCAAAGCUUAAACACAAUAACGUGUUCAUUAUGAAAUGUUCUUGGAAGUGUCAUUGUAUACUGUAUAAAUUUGGUUGCCAUUAAAAUGUUUUACAUGAAAUACA